Messenger RNA from Torulaspora globosa, 1137 nucleotides. It is a transcript of the gene RAI1, whose product is annotated as decapping nuclease. Gene Ontology annotation, cellular component: cytosol; nucleus. Gene Ontology annotation, biological process: nuclear-transcribed mRNA catabolic process; NAD-cap decapping. The coding region runs from base 1 to 1137 and encodes 378 amino acids. Gene Ontology annotation, molecular function: mRNA 5'-diphosphatase activity. The record is from RefSeq and is a predicted model, not a curated record. The transcript has a single exon. NCBI's taxonomy places the organism in Eukaryota, Fungi, Ascomycota, Saccharomycetes, Saccharomycetales, Saccharomycetaceae.
AUGGGCAAGACGUAUAACCUGUUUGUGAAGCAGAAAGGGACCACCACGGCUCUCAAGCAGCCGAAAGAGAUAUCGUGCUACUCCAGGACUUCAAACGAUGAGUUUCUUAUUGGCAACGACUGCAAUUUGAGAUAUUACUACCUGCCAGACUCGCAGCUGGAAAACAGACUGGAUCUGUCGGCUGGAGCCAAGAAGAUGAAGGACAGUGCCGAGACGUUCAGCGAUCCUUGCACUCUUCGAGGGCUGCUACAAUGCGUCAAAAGCUAUGAGGAAAAGAAGCAGAAGAAGGUUAAGGCGGACAUCGUCACGUUCAGAGGCAUCAUCAGAAAGCUUAUCUCGGCGGCGUUCGAUAGCGCCGCCUACAACAAGGUGGAGCUGCGAGUCGUUUCGUUUGACGGCCAACUCUUUAUCAAAGAUGUUGCUUCCAGAGACGAGGAGCGCAAGGGCACUGCCGAGAGCCAAAAUGCUUGGUAUACGGGAUAUAAGUUUGAGAGUUUGGCGACCCUCUCGCAGCCGCUUCCGUACGUGGACAGGGCGAUAUUGGAGAAGAGACCCAAGAGGUUGGUAAACACAGGAGAUGAAUUCAUCACGGUGGUCAGAACGGGAGUCGGGAAUACAAAGCUAAUACUGGGAGCAGAGAUCGACUGCAUUUUUGAUUUCAAGGAAGACGGGAAGGACAACCUGAAACAUUACGCUGAGCUGAAAUGCACUUCGAUGGUAUCAACACAGGCUGAUGCUCGUAAGUUCGAGCGGAAGAUCUUCAAGACUUGGCUGCAAUGCUUCCUCGUCGGGAUUCCAAGAAUCAUAUACGGGUUCCGGGACGAUAACUGUAUCUUGAGGACAGUCGAGGAAUUCGCCACUGACGAAGUACCUCUGAUCCUGAAAAACAACAAUCCAGCAAUGAAUACUGCGUGUUUGGAUGCUAUAAAAUGGUACGGAUUGCUGUGUGAAUGGCUUCUGAAAUCCAUCCCCAGGGAUGACGUGGAAAACGUCAAACCUUUCAAGCUUGUGUACGAGAAUAAUCAUCUUCGCUUGACAGAGAUGGACGAAACGGACUCUGAAUACGACAGCAUUGUCAAUGGGGAUGCGGUUCUAACAAGCGAGUUCAAGGAAUGGAGAAAAUCCUUGGCUGUGUAG